Polypterus senegalus (gray bichir) is the source of this 403-nucleotide messenger RNA. It is a transcript of the gene rpl39, whose product is annotated as ribosomal protein L39. Gene Ontology annotation, cellular component: ribosome; cytosolic large ribosomal subunit. Gene Ontology annotation, molecular function: structural constituent of ribosome. The transcript is spliced from 3 exons. NCBI's taxonomy places the organism in Eukaryota, Metazoa, Chordata, Cladistia, Polypteriformes, Polypteridae. Gene Ontology annotation, biological process: translation. Bases 105 to 260 code for a protein of 51 amino acids. The record is from RefSeq and is a predicted model, not a curated record.
GGUAUCCCUGUUCUAAUGGACGGUCCCUGUUUUAAGCUCUGCGUUCUUUGACUUUCUUCCUCUUUGCCACCCGCCAUUGUUGUGAGAGCGUUGUGGAUUUCAAUAUGUCCUCCCACAAGACUUUUAGGAUCAAGCGCUUCCUUGCCAAGAAGCAGAAACAGAAUAGACCAAUCCCCCAGUGGAUUCGCAUGAAGACUGGUAACAAGAUCAGGUACAAUUCUAAAAGAAGACAUUGGCGAAGGACAAAACUUGGCCUGUAAACAGGGUGCCCAUUAUGUUCCUAGAGUUUUUCAUGACGUUUAAGAAUGGGAGAAAAAAGGACAUGCUGCCUUACAUCUGGAAGACAUUUUGUACAGAUACAUGGCUGAUGAUAUGAAGUGCACAAUAAAUGUUUUGGACAGCA